Molecule: messenger RNA, 1482 nt
Organism: Anopheles coluzzii
Lineage: Eukaryota; Metazoa; Arthropoda; Insecta; Diptera; Culicidae
Exons: 3
Coding region: 84-1358 (424 amino acids)
Source: RefSeq, a predicted model, not a curated record
CAAUCUCAGAUUGCGCAUAUAUUUAUCUGUCAAAAAAUAUAUCGUUUCCGCGAAGCCAACCCUGGCCUAUAAACGUCAUUUGCAUGCGUUGUGUUGUUUUGUUUUGGCUUCCGCCACAACUGAACGUGUUAAUCCGUAAGCAGCUUCAUUUUCCAGCCAUGAGUGAUUAUUUAUCAAACAACGAUCAUAAUUACAACCGGCGUCUUCGGCGAAACCGUCGGUGGUGGAUGCGACCAGUUUUCUUCCGCAGAAGACAGGAUGGAAAUCGUCUGUUGGACGACAUCAAGGCCGAAAUGGUAAACGAUACGAUAAAAAAUUUUAUGCGGAUGAAACACGAAGAUUUCGAUCGUCUUUAUGCCUUGGUCGGUCCAGAAAUAAGCCGCAUGGAUACAAAUAUGCGAGAAGCGAUCACGGCCCAAGAAAGGCUUUUAAUAACAUUGCGGUAUUUGGCAACGGGGGAGACAUUUGCAAGCUUGCAAUACUUGUUUCGGGUUUCUAAAUCAUCGAUUGCCAAAAUUGUAAAGGAUGUGUGUGCUUGUUUAAAUAAACAUUUGCGGAGCUAUGUAAAGAUGCCGUCCACAGCAGAAGAAUGGAAGGAGAAAUCAAAAAAGUUUGAACAAAGGUGGAAUUUUCCGCAUGCAAUUGGGUCCAUUGAUGGCAAACACGUACAAGUGGAAAAGCCUAGUAAUAGUGGAUCAGAGUAUUACAACUAUCAACAUUAUUUCAGCAUUGUUUUACUUGCGGUAGUAGAUGCCGAUUACAACUUGUUACAUGCAGAUAUUGGAGGAAAAGGUGGAAUAUCUGACGGAGGUGUAUUUAAAAACACACGCUUAUACCAGAGGCUGGAAAACAACAGUUUGAAUGUACCGGAACCUGAACCACUGCGAGUUCCAUAUGCAAUGCGAGUACCUUACUUUCUUUUAGGCGAUAAAGCGUUUGCUUUUACCAGGUACUGCAUUCGACCAUUUGGAGGCAUGCAUGCGGAAGGGACAAUUGAAAGAGUUUUCAACAAACGUCACUCUCGUGCUCGAAUGAUCGUUGAAAAUGUGUUCGGGAUUUUAGCCAACCGUUUCCGCAUUUAUAAAAGCCCGAUUCUGCUAGAGCCAGAAGAUGCUAAAACGGUUAUUAUGACAACAAUAUAUCUCCAUAAUUUUCUUCGACAGAGUGCUUCACGCAAUACAUACACUCGCCCUUCAUCUUUUGACAGGGUCGUCAAUGGGCGUUUUGUAGAAGGCGAGAGAGCUCCAGCUACAAUGAGCGGACUACAAGGCAUACCCUGUCGCACGCCAAACGACUUGUUGAAUAUACGUUUACACAUUGCACAUGAUCUUAAGUAUAAUAACCAACUUAAUCAUUAAUGCAAUACAACUCUUUGUAUGUGUCAAUUAUUAAGCUAAUUAGUAGUUAUUAAAUCGUAGAAUGUGCGUAGAUUACAUGCAAUUAUACAUUAUAUGAAUAAUAUGCUAACCCACAUCGUCGUUA